Messenger RNA from Puntigrus tetrazona (Sumatra barb), 4431 nucleotides. Its product is annotated as collagen alpha-1(XXI) chain. The record is from RefSeq and is a predicted model, not a curated record. Lineage: Eukaryota; Metazoa; Chordata; Actinopteri; Cypriniformes; Cyprinidae.
UUUAAUCUGUACGUGAAUAAUGAACUGAGUCCGGGCAGAAGAGACGUCCCUGUCCUCAGUCGAACAGCUCGAUUUGGGAUUCGCUGUGGGUCGUGAAGAAACAAGAGAGCAAGCUGUCCGUUUUAACGUCGUGCUCACCUCAUUUAUUCUGCAUGGGUCUACUUUUAUUUCUUCAUAGUCGGGUAAAAUAAGAGCGUGUAUCCUGUGCGUCGGGACGCCGCAGCUGGGGGCGUGUCUCUCUCUCUGACGUCACCAGGCCUGUCCGUAUAAGGAGCUGAGCAGCGCCUCGCGCUAUGGCUCCUCCAGUGGACACACACGGUCAUGCAUUGAUUCAUCAAGUCAUUUUUUCCAAAUCGAGCCAUUAAUUUUUCCGGAGGCACUUUCAAAACGGGAGCAGGCAUCUGAAGAUUGACAUUUUAGGGAAAGUUCUGGAGUUUUGUUUGGGAAUGUCGUGGAUUCUGAAGUGUCUCCCAGUGCUGUUGAUCCUGGUGAACUCACACGCCGCUGAGGACGAUGAUAUUCGAGCAGGCUGCAGCACUGCUGUUAAUGACCUGGUCUACAUCAUGGACGGCUCCUGGAGUGUGGGAAGCGACGACUUUGAAACAGCCAAGCACUGGCUAAUCAAUGUGACCAGUGGCUUCGACGUGAGUUCACACUACUCUCAGGUGGGCGUAGUACAAUACAGCGACACACCAAGGUUGGAGAUCCCUCUCGGCCUCCACAAGACCACUCAAGAUCUCAUUAAAGGCAUUGAGGACAUCAGCUAUUUAGGAGGCAACACUCAGACGGGCCGUGCCAUCAAGUUUGCCGUGGACCACGUCUUUGCAUCUUCUCAGCGAAGUGAAGUGAAGCACCGCAUUGCUGUGGUGGUGACCGAUGGAAAGUCGCAGGACGAUGUUAUGGACGCUAGCGUGGAGGCCCGAGCACGAGGGAUUAAAGUGUUUGCGGUGGGUGUCGGGACGGAGAUCACCACUUCGGAGCUGGUGACCAUCGCCAACAAACCAGAAGGCGAAUACGUGCUGUAUGCGGAGGACUACACCAAUAUCGACCGCAUCCGUGAUGCUAUGGAACAGAAGCUGUGCGAGGAAUCUGUAUGUCCCACACGUAUUCCUGUGGCUUCUCGUGAUGAGAAAGGCUUUGAGCUGAUACUGGGCAUGAAGAUCCAUCAGAAAGCGAAGAAGAUACAGGGUUCCUUAGUGUCAGAAGCAGCGUAUCUUCUAGACAAGAGCACCGACAUUACUGAAAACACAAGGGAGAUUUUUCCCGAAGGUCUUCCUCCCUCCUAUGUGUUUGUGUCGACUCUGAGACUCAAAGGGCCUUCAAGUGAAGAGAAGAUGGACCUGUGGAGGGUCCUGUCUAAAGACGGACAGAUUCAGGCGGCUGUCACUCUCAACGGACAGCACAAAUCUAUCAUCUUCACCACCACGAACACGGUUAAUGAGGAACAGAAAGUGACUUUUGAUGCACGAGGCACUGAGGCUCUUUUCGAUGGAAGCUGGCACCAGCUGAAGGUUCUGGUUAAACCCAGAAGGGUCACCUGUUUUCUGGAUGACCAGCAGAUCCAGGAUGAGGCUCUGGACGUCGUGGAGCCCAUCUACAUCAACGGGAAGACUCAGAUCUCCAAACGCUCUGGCUCUGACUCUACACUUCCUACAGAGAUCCAGAAGCUGAGGCUUUAUUGUGACCCACAGCAAAGUGAGCGAGAGACAGCGUGUGAAAUCUACUCCGUGGAUGAUGAACGGUGUCCCCUGGAUCGUGAGCCCACUAACGAGACUGAGGAGCCAUGCGACUGCAACGAGGUCCAGCCGGGGCCCGGGCCGCCGGGGCCGCCAGGACCCAGGGGCUUUCGUGGAGAGAAGGGAAGAGAAGGACCUCCGGGGCCAGACGGUAAGCCUGGACUCCUGGGUUCAAAAGGAGAGCCUGGAAAUCCGGGUAUAUCCGGAGAAAAGGGUGAUGUGGGUCCACCGGGGCUGAGAGGAGAUCCAGGACUUCAGGGUUUAAAAGGCGAACGAGGAGAACAAGGGUUGCCAGGGAAACCAGGGCCACCAGGACCCACGGGAGCAUCAAAACCAAACAUUGGUACAGCUGGAAUGCCAGGAAAAAAGGGAGAGCAGGGGGGCAAAGGAGAACAAGGACCUCCUGGAAAGCCUGGUCCGAUGGGGAAGCCUGGACUGGCUGGGAGCGCCGGGGCGUCCGGUCCUGCUGGAGCUAAGGGAGAGAAAGGAGAUGCAGGUCUUCCCGGAGCAGAUGGACUUCAGGGAGUUCCAGGAAUCAGAGGACUGCCCGGAGAGGAAGGAGCCAGCGGGACACAGGGAGCGAGAGGAGCUCCGGGACAGAAAGGAUCAGCAGGACCCCGAGGAGCUCCGGGCGCGCCGGGGCCUUCGGGGCCCCUCGGAGCAGACGGACUCCGCGGCCCCAAGGGUACGGCGGGAGAAAAGGGAGAGGCGGGUGUUUCUGGAGCAGCGGGUCCGAAGGGCGAACGGGGCCAGCUGGGAUUUCCGGGCCCUCAGGGAGCCGUGGGCCCUCCUGGAUUUAAAGGACACAAGGGAGAACGAGGAGAUCUCGGACCCAGAGGUGUUCAGGGUGAAAAAGGCAGCAAAGGAUUCUCCGGAUCCCCUGGAUCUCCGGGUGAGGUGGGACCCAGAGGCAGCAGAGGAGAGAAAGGUACGGCGGGCGAGAGCGGGGUCAAAGGUCCAGACGGACAGAAGGGAGACGCGGGACACGUCGGUGUGGUCGGUCCGCGGGGGUUCCCGGGUCAGGACGGUUUGCCAGGGCUGCCCGGCGCUCCGGGCUUUCCAGGGAAGCCUGGUAAGCCUCCCUCAGAGGAGUACUUAAUAAAACUCUGUGGGGACAUUUUGAGAAAUCAGCUGCCGCAGCUACUGCAGACGAUGAGCCCUCCGCGCUCGGAGCCCUGUGAGACCGUUAAAGGACCCCCGGGACCCCCUGGAGCUCCAGGGCCUAAAGGGCCCAUCGGCCCCCAGGGCUAUCCCGGCAGACACGGCGCUCAGGGCUACCCCGGGCCUCCGGGCAUCCAAGGACCUCCAGGAGUCAAAGGGGACACGGGCCCUCGAGGAUUUAAGGGCAGUAAAGGAGAGAGCAGACCAGGAUACCCAGGGCCUCCUGGAGACACAGGGAUCCAGGGUCCUCGCGGCAGUGAUGGCAUUGGUAUUCUGGGCCCUCCGGGAAUCCCGGGUAAAUCCGGGGCUCCGGGCAUCCCGGGGAAGCAAGGUCCUCCAGGGCCAGCCGGCGUGUGCGACAUGUCCAUCUGCUACCAAUCCUAUGACCUCAGGGAAGAGCGCUACAGUAAAGGGCCUGAUUUCUAACAUGAACACAUGGGCUCAGCUCUCGGACUGCCAGAAGCGCUGCAGCAAAUCCAGAGGAAUUUACUCCCAUUGUCUCUGCGUUUCUGUGCUGCAGUGAAACAUCAGGGGCCUGUAGAUGAAGCGUGUGAAACCUAAAAGACGUCAAACCUGCCUUCUGAUGCACAACGAGUUGGUGCAUAGCACCAGUAAUGCAAGGGUGCAUGCGUAAAGUCAUUUACAAAAUAAUACUGCAAUUAUAUUAAUGUGGAUGGAUGGCAAUGUGUCAUAAACAUUAAUAUUUAUCACCAUUACUUAUGAAAAUGAAUUAUUAAUGAACUGUUUUGUUGCCAAAUAAGGAACUUUUGCAACAUGAUAUAAGACGCAAUAAUAAAAGCAUUCGUUUGUGUGUCAUUUGGUACUAAUGAAGAUUAAGAAUAAAUGGCUUUAUUACUUCAGGGACAGACAUAAAGGGGAAAAGCUUAAUGUUUCUGUUUGUUUUUGGCAAAAAGAUUGCCUUCGUUGUGAUUUCCUCAGUACUUGGCUGAGAAUCUUGGAUUGGGCAGCUUUCUAAGACACAACAGACAUCAUAUUUUCAUAUUUAAUUGAAUUACUAACUGUGCUUUAAAUUGUUGGCUGGUUGAUUUGAUAAAUAGCAAUUCUUUUUUUGUAUUAUUUACAUAUGUACUUUUUUUUUGCUCUGCCUGAAGAGAAGGUAAAUUCACACUAACCUCAUUAAACAUAAUAUUAAAUAAAGAGAACACAAUCAAUUAUCAUCAAAACUAUUUCAUUUUAUGUGUGUGAGUUCAGGAUGGAUUUUCUUCUUCUCUUUUGGCAGUAAAGUACUUAAGCUAUAUAAGGUAUGACAUACAAAUCUGAAAGAUGUAAUUAUUUGAAAUGCUGUUUUUGUGAAUUUGUGCAAAACACUUGUUAUAUUUUCUACCAAUGAAAUCACAUUUUACUUUUAUAUAAUCCUUUUAGUCUAGCAUUUAAUUCUAAUCUGUUGUUUUAUUCACACUAUAUAUAUAUUGUUUUUUUACAAAUCUCUGGGAAUUUGUACAUGACAUCAGACUAUUUCACUUUUUAGAACUCUAGUAUUUGCUAAGAAAGACUUUGUCACAAUAAAAGGUAA